AACCAAACACCAGACCCUCCUCAGUUUCCUUCUGUUCCUGUGGAAGAGGCUAAAGAGGAGGAACAUGACAACAGCCCUGCAGCUGUUGUUGCACCACAGCCUGGACAACCUGAAUCAAGCGCAAAACCAGCAUUGGAACUUGUUCUGGCUCCUUCUGUUGCUGGAGAAGAGGCCAAAGAGGAGGAAGAUGGCAACAACCCUACAGCUGUUGUUGCACCACAGUCUGGACAACCUGAAUCAAGCGCAAAACCAGCAUUAGAACUUGUUCUGGCUCCCUCUGUCGCUGGAGAAGAGGCCAAAGAGGAGGAAGAUGGCAACAACCCUACAGCUGUUCUUGCACCACAGCCUGGACAACCUGAAUCAGUCCUGCUAGAAGAUCAUGGGAAGAUUGCUUUGUUAGAGAUGCAGACUCAGGGAGAGCUGUUUCAAACCCAGCAGCAGCUAGAGCAGCAGGAGGAAGAGCAGAGAGAGAAUGGGCAGAACAUCAAGGCAAAACUGCAAGCACAGCUGCCCGAAGCUUCGAGGAAGACCAAGGCAACUGAGGAGAGACAUGAGGAUGAAACAAAAAGCAUCCGAGAUGAAAUGAAUCUAUUUCAGCAGAGAGAGGAUCUGCAAAACGAGGUAAGGGAAACAGUGGCAGGAACUCCCGUAAAGAGACUUUCUCUUCCCCUCUGCUUACAGAACAGCAAGGAAAAGCUGCAAGCGCAACUGCAGAGAGCUUGGAGUGAGAUCAAGGCCAUGGAGGAAAGGCACGAGGAGGAACUGAAAAAUAUCCAACAGGAUGUGAGUCUCCUACAGCAGCAGCAGAAGACUCUACGAAAACUGGUGGAAGAGCUGACAUCUCAUCUGGCAGAACCCAAAUUGUCCCAGCAAGUGACUGGCAACAAAGGUCAUCAAGAUCAGAGCAGGGGAUGGGAGCGGCCAAGGCCAAGGCAGGAGGUGUUGGAAGUUGAGCACUUCCAGAAGACGGUGGAAGAAAAGAAGACUCAAGAUGAGGAGAUCUACACAGGCUCUGUCAUUGAACCCACUGCUGCAGUAGCAUGGUCUGAAGAAGCCUCCACUCCCGAGCCUGAAAGCUUGACAGCGAGCAAUUCGCUCAGCUCAAGCCAGCUGGAAGCUUUUCUGCAAGAUGUGGUAGAGAAGGCGUCCCUGAACAUACUGAGGAGAAUGGUGAGCGUGGGAGAUCCUUUGCAGAAAUACAUUGAAUUGGAAAAUAUUGGCAGUGGGGCUUUUGGAGCUGUUUGUAAAGCACUUGACACUGCCACCGGAGGACAGGUGGCCAUAAAGAAAAUCAGUCUUCAAGAAACCAGCAAGGAACUAACUCUUAAUGAAGUUGAGGUCAUGAGGACAAAUAGGAAUUCCAACAUUGUCAACUAUUUAGACAGCUACAUUGUGGAGGAGGAACUCUGGCUGGUCAUGGAGUAUGUGGAUGGAGGCACUUUAUAUGAUGUUAUCAGUGAGACAUGCAUGUCUGAAGGACAGAUGGCAGCUGUCAGUCGGGAGUGCCUGCAAGGACUAUAUUUCCUUCACUCAAAUGGGGUGAUCCACAGAGACAUAAAAAGUUCCAACAUUCUCAUCGGAACGGACGGAUCUGUCAAGUUGGCUGAUUUUGGCCUCUCUGCUCAGCUCAGCCUUGAGCAGAGUUACCGGAACUCAGUGAUUGGGACUUCUUGGUGGAUGGCACCAGAAGUUGUGAUAAGCAAACCAUAUGGUCCCAAAGUGGAUAUAUGGUCAUUUGGCAUCGUGGGACUGGAAAUGGUGGAAGGAGAAGUUCCUUACCAGAAUGAAACGUCUGUUCUGGCUCAGUACCUGAUAGCCACCGGAGGGGCACCCAAGCUGAAGCAGCCCAAGCAAGUCUCCAUUUGGCUGCGCGACUUUCUGACCUGCUGCUUGGAGACAGACCAGGACAGGCGCUGGUCUGCCGAGGAACUCCUGCAGCAUCCAUUUGUAGAAUCAGCCAAGCCUGCCUCCAGCCUGGUGCCCCUUAUCACUGCAGUGAAGAAGUGGAAGGAAGAGACAAGCCUUCAGUGACCAGUCCAGGACCAUUUUCUUCAGUGGCAGCUCUGAGCAGGACUCAGAAUAAAAACUCCAUGAAAC
Empidonax traillii (willow flycatcher) is the source of this 2097-nucleotide messenger RNA. RefSeq names its product serine/threonine-protein kinase PAK 3-like. Gene Ontology annotation, cellular component: cytoplasm. The transcript is spliced from 15 exons. Lineage: Eukaryota; Metazoa; Chordata; Aves; Passeriformes; Tyrannidae. Bases 403 to 2031 code for a protein of 542 amino acids. Gene Ontology annotation, molecular function: protein serine/threonine kinase activity; ATP binding. The record is from RefSeq and is a predicted model, not a curated record. Gene Ontology annotation, biological process: regulation of MAPK cascade; protein phosphorylation; regulation of axonogenesis.